This is a messenger RNA of Daphnia pulex (common water flea), 693 nucleotides long. RefSeq lists its product as uncharacterized. The transcript is spliced from 2 exons. The record is from RefSeq and is a predicted model, not a curated record. NCBI's taxonomy places the organism in Eukaryota, Metazoa, Arthropoda, Branchiopoda, Diplostraca, Daphniidae. Gene Ontology annotation, molecular function: N-acetyltransferase activity. The coding region runs from base 1 to 693 and encodes 230 amino acids.
AUGGCCCAAGCUUUGCUCCCUCCGAUGUUUUUCCCCGUUCCUUGCAGGGGACAUCCCAAUUUGAUGUUCGAUUUGGUCGGACCAGGCGACGUGAACGAAGUGUGCGAAUUCGUCAUGAACGAAUUUUUCCAUCGCUUCCCGCUGAAAGACGUUUUGCAUGUCGAAACGGAAGUUCGUCCGUGGAUUGGUCAGUACAUCGCCCAUGUUAGUUCGAAGAAUAUGUCGAUCGUUCUCCGUGAUGUCCUCCGCGGGUAUCGCAUCAUUGCGGCCGCGAUCAACGACGUGGAUUACAAGGAACGCCAGGAAAAGGAUAUCAAUCUAAUUACAUUCGCUGAUCCGAAUUUACGCCCGGGAUGGUACACAAUCUGCUCUCUGCUCUCCAAACUCAACGAGGGAUUGUCUUACAACGUUGAUCCUAUUAUAUCCAUGGAUAUAAUUGCCAUCGGAGAGAGCUACUGCAAUCAAGGACUGGCCUCUCUCUGCACCCAAGUUACCAUAGAGCUGGCCGAAGCUAGGGGCAUCCAUCUAAUUAGAAUCGAGGUGGUCAAUGACUUCAUGUCUGCGAUGUUCGCCAGUCUCGGAUUCCAGAAGAUCAGGGAGAUCGACAUGAACGAGCUGAUCCUGGGCGGAGAAAAGCCGUUCGCCGUUACGGAUUUUACUCAAAAGGCUAGGGUCUUCAUCUAUUCAUUCUGA